Molecule: messenger RNA, 1134 nt
Organism: Linum tenue
Lineage: Eukaryota; Viridiplantae; Streptophyta; Magnoliopsida; Malpighiales; Linaceae
Source: the annotation of a GenBank genome assembly
AUGGCCUUUAACAACGCUCAGCUUCGACCUAUCGUGGUCUUCAAAAAUCAAGGCUUUCGCAAUGCCAUUGUCCACUCAAGGUAUCUUCGCUGUUUUCGUGAUAGACCUAUCUAUCCCUCAUUCACUAUCUCUCCUUCAGCCUUCACCAAAUAUGACAUGGAUAUUCCCUCCCUAAUUGCUGGAUUGGGGUGGGAGUCAUUAACUGAGGAUCAACGUUUUCUCCAUUGUCCUGAAGCAGUAAGACUAUUCUACGUGAAUAUUCGUCGUGAUCGUGGACCUGAGCCAAAUUCCUUCACAACUAUGGUUUAUGACCAUGAAAUUACAGUCACUCCUGCCUUGCUUGCAUCGGUCCUCUCACUUCCUCACUCAGGGAUCCAUGCCAGUUAUGAGAGUGAUUUCGUUGCCCACGGGUUCGAUUUCUGUGCUGCUCAUGAUCACCUGACCAGGGACAUUGGCAAGGCCUUCCCCAAUAGACGCUCAGCUGGUCGACUUCCUGACGACCUAAAAGUCCUUCAUUUCUUCAUCACUCGAUGCUUCCUUCCCAGAGAGGUUGACAGUGCUGGUCUUCUCCACUCUGACGAUCUCUGGAUUCUGAGCAAUGCUCGUGCGCAUCAACCCAUCAGUUUUGCAUCCUUGAUGUUCGCUCACAUUCUCAAGUUUGGUGGUGGAGGUUACAAUGGUGCUCUACCCUUUGGACCCCUCAUCACUCGUUACUUGCACCGCCUCGGCAUAGAUCUCCGGGAUAAGGUGGCUGUUUGCAACGUCCAUGAUAACUUGCGCCCCAAUCAUGUCCUUGUCCGCCUUGAUGCUGAUGUGGGCCGUCGUAAGCUCGUCACUAGCUCAGGGGGAGAAGUAACCUGCUGCUCAGCCUUUUCUUAUGCCGAUCCUCUCUCUGACAGGCUGCUUCCAGCCUUAACUCAAGCUGCAGCUUCAUCCAUAGAUAAGGAAGUCAGGCGUCGAAAACAAGCUGGCAGUGGAAAGACUACAAACCUGCUGGUCUGCAAAGAGCGACUAGAGCUAAUGGAUUUUGAUGAGGCAAAGCCUGCUCCGGAUGAUUUUGAUCCAAUCUCAUCUGACUCCAGCUUUGAAGAGGAGAUCUCAUACUAUGAGUCACCUCCUGGUUAUCGCUUCUAG